Vicia villosa (hairy vetch) is the source of this 1025-nucleotide messenger RNA. RefSeq lists its product as uncharacterized. The record is from RefSeq and is a predicted model, not a curated record. The transcript is spliced from 5 exons. Lineage: Eukaryota; Viridiplantae; Streptophyta; Magnoliopsida; Fabales; Fabaceae. The coding region runs from base 48 to 542 and encodes 164 amino acids.
GAGCUUAAACGCAAAGCAGAGUAAGAAAGCAAAGCAGAGUAUGAACAAUGUAUUGGCUUAAACGCACCUUCUCUAAGAGUUCCACAAAUCCAAACACUGCAACAGAAUCCAAUUCCACACAACAAUCACAAGAACACGAACAUCAUGGGAUUACCGAGGAACUCAUAAACCUCGUCAAAUCAUUCACCAUUGACACCUUCAAAAACUUCUCUCUCAAAGAUGAAGAUGAAUCUACUUAUGGUGAAGAAGUUCAAUCUAAUUUGACCAGAGUUCGAAAGGAUCUUUCUCAAUGGCAAGAGAGACAUGCAGUUCUCAUACUCUCAAGAGUAAAGGAAAUGUCGCAACUGAGAUAUGUUCUGUGUCCUCGCCAUUUGAAGGACAAUCAAUUCUGGACAAUAUACUUUGCACUUGCCAAGAGCCAUCUUGCCCCAUACGAGCUACGUGCCAUUCAACAGGAGAAACUGAAACAGAUGGCAAUGGAAGAAGAUAAGUCUUCAGAGAACCACCCGUACGAAAUUGAAAUGGCAGAAGCAAAGCAAUGAUUUGUUGUUUGACUAUAACAGAAUCCUGAAAAUCCUCUUACUUGUGUAUAGCAGUCAAUGGCCGUGACGAAGUCCUUAGCUCUAAAAGCAGCAUCUCCAUGCUUCUUCAAAUUCAAGGUCUCUUGCAUUUGACUAGUCCAUAACUGAAAGGAAAGCUGCGGUUUCAACAUUCAAACAUUGGAGUUAGUAGCACAAAGUUAGAGAGAGAAAAGUGUGUAAAACAAAGUUCAUAUUCCUCUAUUUCAUUGUGUAUUAAAGUUUGACAGAAAACCUCAUUGGCAAUUCCUUCGUCAUCCUUGUAACCAGUCUUCUCUAAUAUUGCAUGUAUGGCAGUAAGAUCCAAUCUCAAGCAUGACUCACCAAAAGAUGUCAAUGACAAUGGUUUUGCUGAUGUUUCUGUUUCAUGCUGGAGACCCAUCAGAACAUGUGAUGGAACCUGUUCAUGUACUAUCCAAAUUAAAUGAGAGAUCAUAGUUUUCAUAA